Molecule: messenger RNA, 1899 nt
Organism: Aspergillus sclerotioniger CBS 115572
Lineage: Eukaryota; Fungi; Ascomycota; Eurotiomycetes; Eurotiales; Aspergillaceae
Product: MFS general substrate transporter
Exons: 4
Coding region: 305-1747 (480 amino acids)
Biological process (GO): transmembrane transport; carboxylic acid transport
Cellular component (GO): plasma membrane
Molecular function (GO): carboxylic acid transmembrane transporter activity
Source: RefSeq, a predicted model, not a curated record
AGCGAUAUACAUGUCUCAAAAAGAAUAUGAUAGGCUAACCCAACAGCAUCCACUGGAAGAACGGGCGAGGCUAUCGGUGACUUUGAAUCACGAGGGUUAGGCGAGCCAUGUAGCAGGAAGCAUGACACGACAGAAUCACUCGCUAAGCUCAGACCCAGAGAGCUGGCAGGCCCUAGUUUGCUCCCCCGCAGUUCUGGGGUACCCCAUAUGCCAAGAUGACGCCAAGUGUGAUGCAGCCAUCUGGGUAUAAACCUCCCUCGCUCUGGCUGGCUUUCGAGGACCAUAGCCUUCCUGUCACACAAUCAUGACCAUACUCACCACCAUUGCCGCUCUCCCUAGGGAAAUCGGGUCCACGUUGCGGAUGAAGCCAGUCCAGGCCUUGAUCUGGCUGGCUUGCUGGUCCUGCUGGACGUUGGGCUCUCUGCAAUAUUAUGCCCUGCCGUUCACCCUCAGCAACGUGGCGGAAGCACUGAAUGUCCCCCAGACAAAUGUCUCCGAAGCCAACACCACCACGAUGAUCUCUCGAGCAGUCGGAGCCAUCAUCUUUGGCAUUCUGUCCGACCAAUACGGGCGGAAGAUUCCCAUGCUGAUCGACCUGAUUCUUAUGUGCGGGUUCACCAUUGCCACGGGCUUCUCCCAGACCUUCCCCCAGCUGAUCGGGUUUCGCUUCUUAUUUGGUGUUGCCUACGGCGGUACAUAUGGAUUGGUCAUGGCCACAGUCCUGGAAGCCGUUCCUGAAAAGGCCCGCGGCGUCGUCGCAGGAUUCACCCAGCAAGGCUUCUCAGCCGGAUACCUCUUCGCCUCCGGACUACAUCUAGCCAUGAACCCCUACGGCUGGCGCUCCCUCUUCUGGCUCUGUGCAGGCCUCACCCUCCCCGUGGGCAUCCUCCACGCCGUAACCCCCUACUACAGCGUCGCCUCUGCAGCCAUCCCAGACGAAGAAACUACCCCCAGAGCAGCCCAAGACCCCCGCACAGCAGUAGGCGGGAACCUUCCCUUCCUCAAAAAGCUCACCUACGUGCUCCGCUACCACUACAAAGCCUUCAUCUACGCCUGCUGCCUAACCUCCUGCCUGGCCACGAUGGGCCACGGCACCAUGGACCUCUACCCGACCUUUCUCGUCAGCCAACGCAAACUCAACAUCGUCCAAGAAACCUGGGUGACUUGCAUCCUCCAAAUCGGAGGAAUCCUGGGCGGUGUCGUCGGCGGAUUCCUCUCCCACAAGUUAAGCGCGAAAUGGGUCGCCGCGGGGGCCGGCCUCCUCGUUGCUCCCUGGCUCCCGCUCUGGGUUCUUCCGACAAGUUGGAAUCUUCUCGCCCUGGGGGCGUUCUUUUUGCAAUUCUUCUACGGCGCUGCGAUUGGAAACCUGGGUAAUCUACUCCAGCAAUUAUGUCCCCACCCUGGUAUCAGAGCCGCCUUUACCGGCGUGGCGUAUAAUAUCGGGAACGCGGUGUCGUCCGUCGCGCCUACGAUCGAGACAGCUCUGGGAGAGAGGUUCCCGACCAAGGACGGAUCACCGGAUUAUGCUCGUACGCAGAUGAUUCUGGUAGGGAUUGUGAUCUUCCUACUGGUACUCACCUUGACACUUAUGCCUCUGAAUCGAUUGAAUAAGAGCUGGGAUCGAGAAGACCCGAAUACUCGGAUCCCUGGUUCGCAUCCGGAGAUGGAGGUUGAUAAACCGGAUGGUAAGGGACAGGAGGAUGGGGAACGGGGUGGGUCGACUCAUGUUGAGGAUGUAAAGACUUAGUAUAGUGUUUGGGUUCUUGUGCUGUAGUUAUGGGUUAGGAUUGAUUUCUUGGGAACGAUCUGUGGUUUGUUCUUAGGUUAGGGUAUGGUGUUCAGGCGUUCGCAUUGAAAUAACAUCGGAUUUGAUCUUAUUUGGGUCUUUAGAAAAAUGUU